Plasmodium inui San Antonio 1 is the source of this 2694-nucleotide messenger RNA. RefSeq lists its product as hypothetical. Lineage: Eukaryota; Apicomplexa; Aconoidasida; Haemosporida; Plasmodiidae. The transcript has 2 exons. The record is from RefSeq and is a predicted model, not a curated record. Bases 1 to 2694 code for a protein of 897 amino acids.
AUGCGAAAUGGGAACGAUGGACAUCUGCUCGUCGGGAUCUCCAGUGACGCUUUUUUCAAUAUCACCAAAUUUUUAACCCUUAACGAGGCACUAAAACUGAAGCUCGUGUGCAAGCAUUUCAAAGAAUACAUAAAAGAUGAGAAGGCCUUCUGUCAAAAUGAGUGCAUUAGUCUGAAUAACUAUAUAAUGUUCGUGCGCCUUGUGCACCCGGAGAAGUUCAGGUCCUUCCUGGAGUUCCUGCUAACGGACGAACGCAAUGCGUACGCUAGUCCUUUCUGCGCUAGACGGCGCCUCCAGUUCGGGAUCACGAAGAAGCAGCUGAUGCUGCAAGAUAAGCCAUUCCUGAAAAAGAUAACGCUCAAGGGGGACUUCCUCAGGAAUGCAAACUUCUACGAUAUCAGCCAACUGCUAAGAGCUCAUGCGAGCACCCUAGAAGAGUUGCACGUCCAUGGACUGAACGAUGUAAACUGUCCUCUCUUUAUUUAUUCUCAUCAUGGCAUCCUCUUCGAAUUCCUUUCGAAGGAGGUCCUUAUGAAUAAUCUAUCUGUCCACUGUGUGAAGAAAAGUAGCUUGAGGUAUAUUCAAGACUUGCUGUUGCAGCGGGGUGGCGGUCGGAAAGGUAGGCGGCGGGAGCGAAACUCGCCCCGGCUGGAAAGGUCCCCCCCUGGGGAGGUAUCCCCAACGGAGGAAUCACCCGCGCACGAAUCACCAACCGAGGAAUCACCAACCAACGAAUCGCCAACCGACGAAUCACCAACCGACGAAUCACCAACCGAGGAAUCACCAACCGAGGAAUCACCAACCGAGGAAUCGCCAACCAACGAAUCACCAACCAACGAAUCGCCAACCGACGAAUCACCAACCGAGGAAUCACCAACCGAGGAAUCACCAACCGACGAACCACCCCGUGAUGCUCCCACCCAGAGGGUUCCCCUCGGGAGAGACAAAAAGGUGCACCUCCUGUGCGAGCACAUCGGCGUCGUAUACGAUGUGAGAAAAAGUUGCUUCGAAAGAAUAAAAAACUACAAGCCGAUUCUGCAUCUAAGUAAUUACAUAAGCAGUCUAACCAGCUUGCGGGUUCUGAACCUCUCAGGCAUUCAGAGCUACGACCUGAUAGAGAUGCUCAUCUCAGUGCAUCUACCGUCUUUGAAAACGCUAAACAUUUCUUGCUACGAUUACUUCUUCUAUUUUUAUCAUAUGGUCGUCUCCAUCUGUUUGUAUGGAAGUGGAAAGGAGGUGUUUUCUCGCUACCUGGAUUUAAAAAAUACUGAACUGAGAAGAGACACCAACAAGAGGAAGAGAAGUGAGUCGUUCGGAAGGAACAAGGAGAUGGAGCAGCUCAUUAGAGAGACGGAUGAGGAGCUCAUUCAGAUGAACAAAAUUUCCACUGCCUGUCAGAAGAGGUAUGAGGAGGACGCCAUAAACUACUACGCACUGAAUGUGAGUAGGAACGAUCAGAAGAUCUUCUUCACCCCGACGUACAAGGAUAGGAUCUGCAUAAGGGGGGUCAACCCACCGGUGCACUAUGCUGACGGUAGCUACAUAAGGCACGACUCGGAUGGGGAACAAGUUGGAGAUGGAGAAGAAGUUAGAAAUCACGAAGUUACUGCACGUGGCGAACUUGCUGGACCAGACUCACUCCGAGGUGUAGGGGAGGGCCCCCCCAAGGCCGGACACAGCCAGCAGGCCCAGCCCCCCAGGGGGGAUAGCCCCUGCAGCACGCUGCGCAGUGUGGGGAGUGGCCAGGAAAGCACAUACAGCACGCUACGAAGUGUAGGAAGCGGGGAAAGCGGCCAACGCGGUGAUUACCCCACAGAGGGGCAGCGUCCCCCAAAGGGGAAACCCGUAUGGAAACCCAUAACGCACUCCGCAUCGCAACCUGCAUGCCCCCCGUCGUGGAAGUCGCCAUCCCGUCACACACCCACCCCACUCGCCGACGGAAAGCUGAAGAGACUGAAAAGCGGAGGAUACAUCUGGUUCGUCGAAAAUCAAAGGCAACGAAAAAACGUCAGUAUAGAAAUGUUAUACCUAUGUAAAAAUAUAAUCGAGAAGGAGGAAAAGAAGGCACGAAAAAAUAUCAUAUGCUUAAUGAAUCAGCUCAACGUGGAGCAUUUCUCUCUUUUCAACUACGGACUCAGCACUCCCUUCUUGUGGCUUCUACUACUCAUAAGGUGCGACAAACUAAAGACGGUGUCUAUACUGGAUCUAUGCCUAUCCCACCUUCUCUCCGCCUUGGCCUUUUUAGAGGCAUACCUCAAGCAACAUCUUUUUAAUUUCCAAGGCAUGAUGAGAAGACGCAGAAAGAGACUUGGUAGCAUAUACUUUCGAUUUAACGAUGAGGAGGAUAUUCAUUUUGUAAAUACAAUGUAUAGCCGUAUUAUUAACGAGUUAAAUUUGUCUGACUUUGCUCCGAGAAAGAAUCGAGUGCUGCACAUCGUCAUAUAUGUCUACAAUAAUAAGAAGGAAAACAAACAGCUGGUAAAAUAUAUUCGUAAAAUAUCUCGGUCCCUGUGGCGGUGCAAUUACGUAGUGCACUACUCCAUUCAAUAUUAUAAAUACAAAUACUUCAAUCGGUACUUGGAUAUCGACAACUUGUAUCGGGAUUACGUCGUGAACGUUCUGCUCACUCAUCACAAGCUCAACCAGCGGCUAAUUGCGCGCCGUGCGCUCCUCCCCCGCGAGGACCGCCCAUAG